Molecule: messenger RNA, 1665 nt
Organism: Daphnia pulicaria
Lineage: Eukaryota; Metazoa; Arthropoda; Branchiopoda; Diplostraca; Daphniidae
Product: serine/threonine-protein kinase/endoribonuclease ire-1-like
Exons: 4
Coding region: 148-1554 (468 amino acids)
Biological process (GO): intrinsic apoptotic signaling pathway in response to endoplasmic reticulum stress; protein phosphorylation; IRE1-mediated unfolded protein response
Cellular component (GO): IRE1-TRAF2-ASK1 complex
Molecular function (GO): protein serine/threonine kinase activity; ATP binding; RNA endonuclease activity
Source: RefSeq, a predicted model, not a curated record
UCGUCUGGCGCAUUUGGUUUUGGACGCCAGAAGCCCAGCCGCAGCCUUGAAAAAGUACAUAGGGCCUACUUGCAGCUAGUAGAUAAAUACUCCGACAUUUGCGUCGAGGUAAGCUCUUCCAUUUUUUAGUUUUUUGGUAAUUAAAUUAUGGCCCGAAGAAGAGGCCAAACGAACUGGACAUACCUUGACGAUGAUCUCAAAUACUCGAGAGAUCACGUACUUGGUCAGGGGGCUUUCGGUUCCGUUCAUCUCGGCCGUUUCCGUGGAAACAAAGUGGCUAUUAAGAAAAUUCAGCUACACACAACGUCCAACGACGAACGCGAAAUUCGUUUGCAAGGGAAGCUGAAACACAGACAUGUUUUACCAAUCAUAACAGCAACAGAGGAUAAAGACUUUAGGUACAUCGUCCUGGAACUGUGUGUUGGGACACUUGGAAAUGUUAUCGAAGAAAAUUAUGAGGGGCCUCAACUGCCGUCUGAUCUUGAGAUUUUCUACCAAAUAGCCGAUGGUCUCGACUACAUCCACUCGAAUAAACUUAUCCAUCGCGACAUCAAACCUGAUAAUAUUUUAAUUUCGCGGGAUGGCUUCGUGAAAUUGUCGGAUUUCGGUCUGAGCAAGCCGGUCAGCGACCGGGGAACGUGUUCCAUUAGUGCUGGACUUAAAGGCACUCUGUUGUGGAUGGCGCCGGAAAUGCGCGGUAAUACGGAACGUGUCAGAGCGACGCCGAUGAGCGACGUUUUCCCGUGCGGAUGCGUCUUUUUCGUAUACCACUCGCGGAAUAUGAACGGCGGAAUCCAUCCGUUUGGCGAUAAGAAAGACCCUAACAAGAUCCAGCUCAAUAUCGUCCAGUAUAAUCCAGUUAACAUCAACAAGUUAAAUCCUGGAUGCAUUGAGUAUACUCUAAUCGAACCAAUGAUUCGACAUGACCCAAGGAAUCGAGCAACUCCAGCGCAAGUGAAACAGGCGAUCUGCCAAUAUGUCCAAUCUGCCCGUCGGCGUCAGAACGGCUGUCCACCCCAACAGAAUGGAGGAAUGCAUGCUGCUGGAACUUCAUCAGCAGCUAACCAUCACCAACCAAAUUAUUCCGGCGGACCCUGCUACUCGUACUACCCUCAACAGCAACCAGCACAUCCGGCUGUUGGCAAUUCCAUGUACCCUGGCGGGCCUCCUGUGGGCUUUAACCCGAGUGUCAUGAGUGGAACUCCGUACCAAGGAAGCUUUAACGGCUAUCCAGGUGGAAAUCCGGUUGGUAUCCUGCCCCCUUGUCCAGGAGGAUCAUCGUUUGGUGGCUAUGGUCAACAACAACCGCAGCAGCAGCCGGUAUACGGAACUCAAGGCGGGCGGCAUCCGAUGGAUUACGUCUCUCAUAACGACCAGCGAUUUAAUCGCCAUCAGCAAGAAUACGCCCGUGCCUGUCAACAGGAGCUUCAAGACAACCGUGCAAUGGAACAUUUGUUAAGGAAGAUGGUGGAGAAGAUAGAGAAAAAGUUGCAGUCAGAUCCGCCAGAUUCUUCUUGUUCGGAUGAUUCAGGGGAUAGUGAUGACUGCAACUAGUAACGUUAUUGUAACAAUUCCCUUUUGUGACUCAUUCAUGCGCAUAUUAAGAUACACUGAAUCAAAUGUAGACUUAAUAGAGAGAUGGUAUAUAUACACUGUAUAAAAUAA